AUGCAUUUUUAAAGUUGGAGAAAAAUUUUAUAAAAAAAGUUGAAAAUAGAUUAAUUUUUAAAAGUAAUUUAUAUAGGAAUUUCAAUAAAAUAUUCCUUAGUAUCGAAAGAAUUUGUAAAAGAGGAUUUUUAACAUCACUUUAAAUUACUCAUUUAAAAAUAAAACUAAUAUUUAUAGUAUAUAGAUAAGAAAUUUUAAAAAAGAAUAUCGCAACUAUUUUAUGAUGACAAUAAUAAAUAAAGUAAUUCAUAUUGUAUUAUAAAUUAUAUUAGAAAAACAUAAAAUUUGUUUUAAUACAAAAAAAAAGAGUCCCUUAUUUACUCUUAGUAGAAACAAUAAAGUAAUAAUUUAGAUUAUUAGAGACAGUUCAAAAGAAAUAAAUUUAUAUUAGGAAAUUUCAGCAUAAUUAUAAAUAAAUAUAGAUGUAGUUGAUCGAUUAAUAAAUUAAAGUUUAUAUAAAGUUGAAGAAUUGCAUAAUAUGA
Molecule: messenger RNA, 482 nt
Organism: Paramecium sonneborni
Lineage: Eukaryota; Ciliophora; Oligohymenophorea; Peniculida; Parameciidae
Source: the annotation of a GenBank genome assembly